Molecule: messenger RNA, 1552 nt
Organism: Suillus subalutaceus
Lineage: Eukaryota; Fungi; Basidiomycota; Agaricomycetes; Boletales; Suillaceae
Exons: 3
Coding region: 14-1552 (512 amino acids)
Source: RefSeq, a predicted model, not a curated record
GCAAACUUCCUGCAUGAGUAAACUUGCGGAUGUGUGCAAGGAUCUAGAUCCUCAGAGCCCACCGAGUUGUCAAGCAGCUCAAGAUAGCUUAAAAAUAGAAAUCGGGCAUAUACGAAUUUUGGGAGUCACAUCAAGUUCAUCUCUGACCUUGGCAUUUGGUCUCAGCUGUAGUAGUACUUUGGUGACUCCGCACGAGCCGACGGUGUUUGUCCUCCACGGGGUUUUCGCGUGCAUUCUCGGGGUCAAGGAUGGCCCAGAGGUGUGGAUCGGUCGCAAAACAGCUGGGAAGUACAGUACUUAUACAACUCACCACACGCGUACGGUAGCGGGAACACAAACCGCAACAUUCAUGGCAAAACCUCUAUUUAUCGCAGAGAUCCUCCGCGUCAUCAUUGCUGAACUUGCUGCAGAUGACAAGCAAUCCCUUGCUCGCCUUGCGCAGACGUCCAAAAUAUUUGCAGAUCCAUGCCUGGACGGCCUAUGGCAUACCAUGGGCUCGUUCAUCCCAUUUAUCCCUCUACUUCCUAGAAGUCGCCUCAAGACACUUAGUCGCCCCGGGGUUCGCAUUCAACGUACUGGAGAAUGGGAGUCUUUUGACAAAUACGCUCGCCGCGUUCGGGUAUACCGUCAGACAGAUGACGUUAGUUACCCAAAAGCGUAUCAAGUGGCCUCUUGCAUGCGCGAGAAACACCUAUUUCCCAAUUUACGUGACCUUGGCUGGCGCAAUACUGGUGGUUGUUCCUUGGAGUCUUGGUCCCUCCCUUCAUCAUUGCGGUCCCUCACUAUCUUCGAAAACCCUAUGGUUGGCAUCGAGCUUUUCCUACAUCAGGUAGCACAUGAUGCUCCUGAGCUCGAAACACUACAGAUCAAUUGUAGUUUUCCCGUAGGGUCGGCACCAUGUAGUACUGUGGCCCCUUUGCCCUUCAACCGCCUCGAAUAUGUUACCCUCAUAUUUCCUGAUCUUGCUAGAAUUGACAUCUGUCACACUCUCUCCUUGGCCCCGAUCACGGACCUUGCAGUCAUGCUCAGCAGCUCGAAGAGGAUGUGGCAGCCGGGUUCUUUGUUUCAUGGUCUGGAGAGAUUGACCAUCUUUGGGGACCCUGCGUUGGCGAGCUUAUUCGUCAAGUGUGUUGGCAGCACGCGUCUACGCACCAUGUAUCUGGUGCUACUAGGUGAAGACGCCACUCUCUCGCACUGUCAGGAGCUUCUUGCGGUCUUGUUCAAGACGCAUGGACAGUCACUACAGUGUCUUUAUCUCAACAUCGAUGGAGAGAGCCUAUCCCUGGAAGAUCCCUCCGUCAUAGAUCAACUUAUGAACAAAUUUUUGAGCGAAUUGCGUCUUCGUGUGCACGGAAGCGGCGUGGAAAGGGUCCACGUCGUCUUACAAGGCCUACCAGACCACAUUGUACAGGGGGGUUCGGUUGUAGUAACCCAAUUUAUAAAUGCCGCAUGGACUCAGAGGGCCCUGCUGCAAAUCCCAUUAUUCCGAGAUGCUAAAGCAAGUGCUUACAACUUAGACUAUUUUCAUCUCCCUAACAAGUUGAACUACUAG